Messenger RNA from Rhopalosiphum maidis (corn leaf aphid), 3626 nucleotides. RefSeq names its product probable G-protein coupled receptor No18 (gene Octalpha2R). The transcript is spliced from 3 exons. Lineage: Eukaryota; Metazoa; Arthropoda; Insecta; Hemiptera; Aphididae. Gene Ontology annotation, biological process: adenylate cyclase-activating adrenergic receptor signaling pathway. Gene Ontology annotation, molecular function: G protein-coupled amine receptor activity. Gene Ontology annotation, cellular component: membrane. Bases 990 to 2696 code for a protein of 568 amino acids. The record is from RefSeq and is a predicted model, not a curated record.
CAGCCGUGCGGUAGUGUGCGCCUCGCCGUCGUCGCCGCCGCCGUCGCGGUCGUCCAAGUCGAAUCGGAAGUCGACUUCCGCAUCGGAACACGACGACCGUAAUAAUAUUAUUGUGUGCGGAUGAAGUUCCAGUCGGUCCAUUGUGAUAUUAUACGGAUAUCGCGAUAGCUUGUGCAUCACAGAUAACGUAGCCGCGGUUUCGUAGCGCCCAUUACACAGCGUUUCCGUUCGUCGGACCGCGGCAUUCCGGUAAUUUUUUUCUUUUUCGAGUGUAUCCCCCCGGCUAUGUGACGAACCGACGUCAUAAGAACCGCAUACGCACAACACGACGAUAACAUACCUGCGAAUCGUCUCGCGUUGUACGUCGACAAACUUUAAUAAUAGCGGUAAAAGUCAUUAUAAUCAUACGAUGCCGGCCGAUCGCCGCCACGGUCGUGGUGUCCGAUACUGUCCCGUGGCGACUGUAGACCUGACUGUGGUAAUAGCAUCGGUAUCUAUCACCGGAGGAGUCAUAGUGAUAGUAGGUGGUGGUGGUGGUGGUGGAGGAGGAAUAGGAAACGGUGUUCUUUGCUCUGCGACCGAGUUCAUUCCGAUCGCCGGGUGAUUUGCGUGCUUACGCGCACUGACGAUUUGACUGAUUAUAGAGACACACAUACACACUAAAAUCGUCACUGGUAUCGAAAGCAGAGUGUUAAUUGCUCAGCAUCACAAAGAGACCAUCCAGAUUUGAAAACGCAAACGGGUCAUGAGUUUUGUUUGGUGGAAAGAUUUUCGGAGAAAGAGACCCCCGACGGGCCAGCAGACGUGGAGAAAAUUUGACUAUUGGCGACAGACUACCGUCGACAACAUAGUCUACCAUCGGGUGAUGUCCUCAGUGACCACCUAAAGACUAUCACCAUCCUCUCCCUUCACCUACGCCUUCGACGGCCAUCACGUUAAUAUAUCUACUUUUUGUUUGGUUGGAUUAAUCCACUGCCACGGGUAUCAUAAUGGAAUCACUAGACGUGGCUGAAAACUUAUCCAGCCUGUCGGGCAUGGUAUUCAAAAUCGACCAGAACGAAUACGGUCUACUGGUAGAUCAGAACGGCACGGGUUACCUAAACGAUACCAACGUCACGAUGGACCCAAACCGAACGUAUUACAUUUUCGAGUCUGUCUACCCGUCAACGUACUCGAUACCGGAAAUAGUUAUUGCUUCAGUCGUGGUAAUCAUGCUCAUGAUCGUCGUUGUCGUGGGAAAUAUGCUAGUCAUCAUUGCCAUUGUGACAGAGAAAGCACUGAAAAACGUGCAAAACUGGUUCAUCGCCAGCCUGGCCGUGGCUGACUUCUUCCUGGGCAUCAUCGUCAUGCCAUUCUCAUUGGCUAACGAGCUGAUGGGCUAUUGGAUAUUUGGCGACUGGUGGUGUGACAUACACGCCGCACUCGACGUGCUUUUAUGCACCGCAUCAAUCAUGAACUUGUGUUUGAUAGCCUUGGACAGGUACUGGUCCAUUACGCAGGCCGUCGACUAUUUGAAGAAACGAACACCAGCUCGGGCAAUGGUCAUGAUCGGUUUCGUGUGGAUAUUCAGUGGAGUAAUUUGUAUACCACCUCUGCUUGGCUGGAAGGUCAAGAGGGUGCCUGAACGAUAUCCUAAAUGCGAGCUGAGCGAGGACUUGGGGUACCGGAUAUACUCGGCACUCGGUUCGUUCUACAUACCGUCGUGUAUCAUGGUGUUCGUUUACAUCCGGAUAUACUUCGCGGCCAAGGCGCGUGCGCGGCGGGGCAUCCGGAAACCGCCGUCGAAGCCGAAAAAAGGGGCGGCCAAAGCUGCAAAGGCGGCCGCCGCGGCGGCCGCAGCCGCGCAGAGCCCGUCGACCGUGUCGCAGACGACCAGUUUCAUCACGCGCCCGUCGCCGGCCAGCGUCCCGCUGACCGCGUUCCGGUCGCCGCCCGCGACGCCGGUCAACACCACGCUGCCGGUGAUCGCUUGCGACUACGCCAGCGACGCGAGCACUAGCGACGUGAGCAAGGACGGCGACAAGGACACGCUCAAGGUGUUCACCACGCAGGGCAGCCGCCGGCUGACGGUCAACGGCGACCUGGGCGGCGGCCGGUGCCGCGCGUCCAGCGUGGCCGUGGACACGGACAUGGUCAGCGAGCUGGAACCGUCGUCGUCGGACUCGGGCAACGUGCAGAAGUGCGGCGCCGUCAAGCCGGUCAAGUCGCGGCUCUGCAAGCCGAUAUUCGGCGUCGGCCGCAAGUCGGCCAAGGCGGCGUCGGCCAAGGCCAAACGGGACAUACUGGACACGGGCAAGGUGUCCAUGGCCUGCCGCAGCGGGGGCGGCGACGGCCACCACCAGUACGGGUCCGGCGCCUCGAACGCGGCUCACGGGGGCGCGGCCGCUGACCCGGCGCCGUGCCAGCCACGGCCCAAGCCCCGAGACCCCGAGCGCGAGAAGCGGCGCAUCGCCCGGAAGAAGGAGAAGCGCGCCACGCUCAUACUCGGCCUCAUCAUGGGCUCGUUCAUCGCCUGUUGGCUUCCGUUCUUCUUCAUGUACAUACUGAAGCCGCUGUGUCCGGUGUGCUACAUACCACCGCAGGCGUUCGCCAUCGCCUUCUGGCUGGGCUACAUGAACUCGGCCAUCAACCCGGUCAUAUACACGAUAUUCAACAAGGACUUCCGGCGCAGCUUCCGGCGCGUGCUGUUCAAAUGAUGAAAUCGCCGCCACACCGAUCCGGACGACCGGGCCGCGGUCCCCGCUCCGUCGCCGCGCUCGUGCGACAGAUCCUCGUCCGCCCGGCCGUCCUAUUCGACACGCGCCAUCGUCGCCUUUUCUUCUUCUACUCAUUGUUCUUCGUAUCCUUCAUAUUCUCGUUCUCUCGUAAUCAACAUCAUCAUUAUUAAUAUUAUGAUUAUUAUUACCUACUAUUGUUAUUAUUACUACUGUUAUCAUCGUUAUUAUUAUUUAUCAUAUUGUAUUAUAUUCUAUAUUAUUAUUAUUAUUAUUAUACGUACGUGCAAUACGAUCUAUCCGCAGAAAACUUGUCUUCUCGCGUCUCCCCCCCCCACACACACACACAUCCGACCGCCCAUCACUAGCCAUCCGUAGACACGUACGGAAUGUAAUCGCACAGUUCAAAAUACAAAAAGUGAAUUGUGUAUCCGUCGUAAUAAAACCAUAACUAUAGCGAUCAAACAUAAAUACGAAUAGCGAAUCAGUGAACUCUUCUCCAAUUCCACAGUGGGAUUCGAAAAAAUUGUAUUAAAUAUGAAAAUAUAUAUAAAGGUAAUAAUAUUUUUUAAUACCUUUACAACUACUACACUCGACAUUUCAACACCAACCACGGGCAGAUUGCGCAACUAAUUUCAAAUGAGCACUGCGAGUGCACAUAUACUCGCUAAUGUACACAUACAUGUUACAGUUAUGCGUGUAAAACGUAGUCGGUAUUCGCCAUUUCGGUAUCAUAAAGUAAUAUGUGGCGUAAUCAAAAAGGCCAUUCCGUGUAUAAAUUGGGUUACUGAAUUACGAGUUACGACGUAGAAAUCUACAAAAUAUAUUGAUCGUCAAUAUCAAAAUACACGCAUUCUUAAAAUUUUAUUUUUCCUUUUGAACAGUAUUAUAUUAUUCUAAAAAAUAAUUAUG